Molecule: messenger RNA, 1084 nt
Organism: Marchantia polymorpha subsp. ruderalis
Lineage: Eukaryota; Viridiplantae; Streptophyta; Marchantiopsida; Marchantiales; Marchantiaceae
Source: the annotation of a GenBank genome assembly
CGCGGUGAAGGCAGGUCGUCGGAAGGGGAAGUGAUUCCUUCCGAAUCCGUGCGGAAUCAUCGACGCCCACCGGCUAGCCGUAGCUGUGGGCGCUCCUCUCGCUCGCCUUCGGCUUAAAUUCGGAAUCGGGCCCAUGUCGCUCACUGCGUCGCUCGUCGGCAAAUUCCAAUGCAUCGUCGUCGUCGACUGCUGCGAGACGGGGCGUGGAGUCGGUAGAGGUUCUAAAUCUUCGUCAAGUUCCAAAUGCACGAUGGAGUGUAGACUAGGCGUUCUUCGGAUUCUCUGGUUUAUCUCGAUCGCUUUUGGUGUCGUUAUUCCCCGACGCUGUUUUUCUGUCCUCUGUGUGCUUUUCUCUCUAUCUCUUCGCAGAAAGCACGCGUUGCUCUCUCUCUUUCUUUCUCUCUUUCUCUCUUUAGAAUUCUGUUUCAUCGCUUCGUGACGAUCCGUACCUUUGCUUUCGUCACUCGUGAUGUUUGUAUUGGAACAAUGAGAUUCCUCGACUUCCAGUGAGCGCGAAAGAGCAGGGAAGUCGGGGAGGCUCUUUGUCUCAAUACGUGCACGCCAACCACGUACGACGACUGAUUGUGAUCGGAUUUUGCUUGCUCUUGAGAUCGGGUGGGUCAAUUUCGUUAGGAUCGCUCUAGUCAAAUGAACAUCGGGAUCUGUUGCAUGCUUCGAAUAUGUUUUACAGCUAGUUGCUUGAUCAGUCUCGGCGUUUGGAUAUAAGUAUGUGCAUUGAUUUGAACGGGAGGUUUAAGGUUGUUGUUAGGUCCGUGAAGAUUUGGGUGCGAUCUCUCAAGGCUGGAGCCGAGGCUACGUUCCCAUCGUGCAUUUGGAAUUUAACAGAGUUUAUAAACCUCGUCACGGGAUGUUCAAAGACGAUAAUGCGUUAGGAGUUGGCGCUCGGAUUCAACCUCAAUUCUAGUGGUGACGUUCUUUAGAGAGAAAAGCCGUGAGGUUUAUACUUCUGCUUCUGUCAUUCUCUGCUGCGUACAGAGAUGAUCACUAGCGGACAGUCUUGAAUUCUGCGACUGUCUACAUUUCAUUGUUUUUGUUCGAAUUAAUAAAGUACGUGUCAAUGUUG